AUGUCUAAGGUAAUAACAAAACCAGCAAAGAACAAAUACAAAAAAGGAGAGAAAGUCCAAAUCACCAAAUCUGGUAAAGAACAAACAAAUACAACAUUGAAAAAUGAAAAACAACAAAGAAAGUUACUUAUUACUAUAGUCAAAGUUCAAAUUACCAUUUUCAUCAAAGAACAAACACAAGAAAAGAAAGAAACUCCAAAGCAUCAAACCUGGCAAAGAACAAACACAAGAAAGUCUAAAGCAACAAACCUGUCAGAAGCACCAAACCUAGCAAAGAACAAAUACAAAAAAGAAGAGAAAGUCCAAAGCACCAUUCUCAGCAAUGAACCUACAAGAAAAAAAGAAAUAUUAGUUCAAAGUGUUGAAAAUGAAAAAUAA
Messenger RNA from Scutellospora calospora, 378 nucleotides. Lineage: Eukaryota; Fungi; Glomeromycota; Glomeromycetes; Diversisporales; Gigasporaceae. The record is from the annotation of a GenBank genome assembly.